Micropterus dolomieu (smallmouth bass) is the source of this 5556-nucleotide messenger RNA. RefSeq names its product copine Va (gene cpne5a). Gene Ontology annotation, molecular function: calcium-dependent phospholipid binding. Lineage: Eukaryota; Metazoa; Chordata; Actinopteri; Centrarchiformes; Centrarchidae. Gene Ontology annotation, biological process: cellular response to calcium ion. The record is from RefSeq and is a predicted model, not a curated record. The transcript has 21 exons. Gene Ontology annotation, cellular component: plasma membrane. Bases 267 to 1988 code for a protein of 573 amino acids.
CAUUCUUUGCCUGGGAAACGGCGGAGUUGGCGCUGAUGCGUCCUGGCAUGUGAUCCCGACUUCAGUCAAAUCAGUCGCAUCACUGCUGCAGCCUGCCAUUAAACUUUCCAUGCUGCUGGCCGUCCAAUGGACAGCACUUAGGAGGUUUUCCCGGACCGUACCCGCUCCUGCUCGCUCGUCAGCUGCCCACCGGCUCCCCACCGUCGACUCUCCAGGUUCAGAGAGACUCACGCAACCCGGGGAGCUGGCCUGGGUCUCCUGUGCGCAUGGAGGGAGACGUGAUGGACAAAGUGGAGGCCACGGCAACGGUCUGUGACUUCGACCCAAUGAGUGGGAGCAUUCCGGCCACCAAAGUGGAGAUCACCGUGUCGUGCAGGAAUCUCUUGGACCGAGACACUUUCUCCAAAUCCGACCCAUUGGUUGUGUUGUACACACAGGGCGUGGAGACCAAGCAGUGGAGAGAGUUCGGGAGAACAGAGGUGAUAGACAACACGCUAAACCCGGACUUUGUCAGGAAGUACAUCCUGGACUACUUCUUUGAGGAGAAGCAGAACCUGCGCUUUGACGUGUAUGAUAUUGAUUCUAAAAGUCCAGAUCUGGCAAAGCAUGCAACCGACCUUAACGACUUCCUGGGACAGGUCUACUGUACACUGGGAGAGAUUGUGGGCUCACCGGCCAGUCGCCUGGAGAAACCUCUAGGUGGCAUACCUGGGAAGAAAUGUGGGACCAUCAUCUUGUCCGCUGAGGAGCUGGGAAACUGCAGAGAUUACGCCACCAUGCAAUUCUGUGCCAACAAACUGGAUAAAAAGGACUUCUUUGGAAAGUCAGACCCCUUCAUGGUCUUCUACAGAAGCAACGAGGAUGGCACGUUCACCAUCUGCCACAAGACUGAAGUGGUGAAGAACACGCUGAACCCUGUGUGGCAGCCCUUCUCCAUCCCUGUCAGAGCGCUUUGCAACGGAGACUAUGACAGGACAAUCAAGGUGGAGGUGUAUGACUGGGACAGAGACGGGAGCCACGAUUUCAUCGGUGAAUUCAUCAGCAGCUACAAAGACCUGUGUCGCGGCCAGAGCCAGUUAAAUGUCUACGAGGUGGUGAAUGCCAAGAAGAAAAUAAAGAAAAAGAGAUACAUCAACUCCGGGACGGUGUCCUUGUUGUCAUUCAAUGUGGAGUCAGAGCACACCUUCCUGGAUUACAUCAAAGGAGGGACUCAGAUUCACUUCACAGUGGCCAUUGAUUUCACUGCAUCAAAUGGAAAUCCGUCCCAGUCCACUUCACUGCACUACAUGAACCCGUACCAGAUGAAUGCCUAUGCCAUGGCCCUGAAGGCUGUGGGAGAGAUCAUUCAGGACUACGACAGUGAUAAGAUGUUCCCUGCGCUGGGAUUUGGUGCUAAGCUUCCCCCUGAUGGGAGGGUCUCCCAUGAGUUCCCUCUGAAUGGCAACAUUGACAACCCAUAUUGUAACGGCAUGGAGGGGAUUCUCGAAGCUUACCAUCAAAGCCUUAAGACGGUUCAGCUGUAUGGACCCACCAACUUUGCUCCUGUUGUGAAUCAUGUGGCAAGUUAUGCAGCAGCAGUACAGGACGGAUCUCAGUACUUUGUUCUGCUCAUCAUCACUGAUGGCGUCAUAUCAGACAUGGCUCAGACCAAGGAGGCUAUAGUGAAUGCUGCUAAACUCCCCAUGUCUAUCAUCAUUGUUGGAGUUGGCCAAGCUGAGUUUGAUGCCAUGGUUGAGCUGGAUGGUGACGACAUCAGGAUUUCCUCGCGGGGGAAGUUGGCAGAGAGAGACAUUGUACAGUUUGUCCCAUUCAGAGACUACAUGGACCGCACAGGCAACCAUGUGCUGAGUAUGGCGCGGCUGGCUAAAGACGUAUUGGCCGAGAUCCCUGACCAGCUGAUCUCCUACAUGAAAAGCAGAGGAAUUAAACCUAACCCCGUCCCACCGGCUUACUCGCCCUGCAACGACCCCCAAACCAACCCCGUCUGAACCCCACACCCAGAUCUACGUUGUGGUGGGGCAGGGGCAGGAUUGAUGGGAACCACAACGGCCCUUUGUGAAAAUGGAAACGCAUUCGAGGCCCUUUCGUAAAUAUUAAUCUGGCUAAACAAAAAGAUGAUGAGACUCCAUUUUGUUCUGGAGCAAUAAGACUGCUUUGGGGGAACCUGCUGAUGAUCAGGGAGUUUUUUUUUCUCUCUGAGUUCCUGAGGAUGAGAGCGCUGAGAGGAGCCCGGUGUAAAAGGAAGGUUUUAGUUGUUUGCUGUCAGACCUGUCAAAGUGGUGAUGUAAUGGAUAGCAAGUAAACCCGUAGAGAGAGCCUGUUUGAAGGCAUAAAUAUAAUGGAAUGUGUGUGUAUCAUGUUUAUGAUACCUUUUGGAAUCAAUGUGUAUUAAACUAGGAAAUCAUGUGUAUACUAAUUUAUUUAUUUAUUUAUUGCAGAAAUAAUUUAUUUCUUUGAGUAGGUUUUAAAGGAUGGGGAUUAAAGUCAUAUUUUCCUGUAGUUUUCCAUCUUAUAUUUUGUGACCAGUGUAAUAAAAAAAUUAUAAUUUCUACUUUGAUAAGGACUGUAAUAUAAAAAGCAUGUGAUAAAGUCUAUUCAGCAGUUUAUGAAUCAUUUUGACUGAUGGAUAAUUUUUGCAAGUUGUUAUGUAGAGAACCUGCUGUGAGCUGUUGCCAUACUGAUUUUCCAGCACCAUGUCUUAUACGUAUUUCUAAUAUUUAUAUUAACAGAAUGCACUAAUUACUGUCAAAAUAAAAAGCACAAAGGUUAUAAUAUUAUGCUGAAAACCAUUGUUUUGAAAGAACGAACAGCUACCACAAUGAAAAUAAUGGAAAGGACACCACAUAUGUUUUCAACAUGGCCUUAACAUCCGCCAUCAUUUUAAACAGGAUGACAACAGGAAGAAUGUUAUAAAUAAAGUUAUAUAUUAAAUUUAAAUUUAUCAUAAAAACUGCGUGUUUACAUAAAAAUAGAUGAAUAAUUAAAAGCACAUUCUUGCCCCAUGUUUUUCCAUUAUACUUGUUGUGGUUAGACGUUAUUUGUCAAGGAUUUUGCUCGGUAAUUUUAAAGGACCCUACAAAUAAACUUUUGAAAGACUGACGUCAACUAAUACCCACUUUUCCCCAAAUUGAAAACUUAACAAAUCUAUGAGAUCAAAUCUGAGUAUGAGAUAUUUGGGUUUGGAUUUUCUUUGUUUUUAAUGAUCUAAAGAAAACUACAACAAAACAAAAACAACUUUUUAUGUGUGCAAUGUGUUGACUGCGUUUUGCUCUCCUUCAAAUGAACUGAGCCUAUUAUAUAAGAAAACAUUGGGAUACCUAAGAUACAAUUUCACGUUUUACGAUUUCAUUUUAGCCAGUUGUUGAAAUUUUCACAUUUGUUCCCUGCAUUUUCAUUUAAGUGUCUGUGUACUUAAAAAAAAGUUACAUUCAUUGUGACCCACAUCCUAAGUCCUAAUCUAUUCAUAAUACCCAUUAUUUUCAUUAUUAUCUCUCAGUCACUCAAUAUCUCGUUCCAAAUGUGCCUAUUAUAUAGAAACAUAUCCAAAUUCAGUUACCCAGGUGUACCCGUCAGCAGCAGCAGGUCUCAUGUUAAAGACGUACACACAGAAAAUGUUGGUGAUCAUAAAACUGUUGCAAGAUUAUGACUAUUACAGCUGCAGUGGCUGAUGCACACUCUCUCAACCAGUGUCCUGUACUUUUUAUACUUACAGCUCUUUACUAAUGAUCUUUGAAAUAAUGAAGGGUAACAGUGUCGUUGAGCCUUGUUGUACAAUAUUCAAAGUCAAGACUUGUUUACACUUUAACUGUGGCUAUUAACGUUGCCUCAAGGAAAAAGUAAACAUUCAUGGGUUUCAUUAAGAAAUUAGUUUAUCUUUGAUCUGUUGUGUUUGUGCUUUAUUCAGUCUUUGUGCUUAGAGAGUUUCAUCGCAUGACACCAGAGCGCUAAUGUUUACAAAGACUUGUCCUGUUGUUCUCUGACAAUGUGAAGCUCUGAUUUCUCACCGUACUUAUAUUUUGUUUCCUUUUAUUGAGCAAAUGUGUUUACGUAAUUCAAGUUGUUUUACGAUCUUUGUUAGCCGUUCUUUAGAUGUUCUUUGACUCCCACUGCUUUAGUGCUCUCAGAGAGAAGGUAGAGUCUGAUGAAUCUGCAGAAACUCUGUCCAGAGGCAGUGAACUCCUUCUGUCACAGGCCCAGAUCCAUAUUUGGCUUUAUCUUUUUUUAAUUUCUUUUUCAUAAGUGAUGACAUUUCUCCCUCAGAAGACAAAGCAGUGUUUAAUCUACUGCCAAAUUCAUCAGAAAUGAAAUGAGGCCAUUAAGUUUGAUUACAUAACACACAUAAAUACCAGAAUACCUCUACAGAAAGCCAGUCAAGCCAAAAGGAAAUAAUAUACAUUAAACAUAUUUGUUAUGAAACAUAUAUGAAUUACUAACUUAAAUAUCUGAUUUGUUUUCUUUACAAGAAAACCCUUUAAAUUCUACUUUUGAUGUGUUAGUGAUUUGUUAUUAUUUUAUUAUUUUCCUUUGAAAAACAAUCACAAGGUAAUCAUUAUUCAUAGAAAAUGGAUUAGGAAAAGUACAUAAUUUGGCAUGGCAGGCAUGUUAAGUCAGCAUCAGCAUGCAGCUCAUGUACCACGAGUGUGAUUGCAAAUACAUGUUAGAAGAGCUGGAGAACUGAAAAUGUUAAGUGAUGUUGGGACCGUAUGUUGUGUUCACUUUUCAAACAUUUUAUGUAAUACUAAUGUAUACUAAUUAGUAUCAGUUAGAGUAGGAUUAAAUGGCUUUUGGCUGUUCUACUAAGAUUAUAUUAUUAUAACAAGCUAUUCUCUUUUUUUCCCCUGAGGCCUAUUACCUCUGUGAGAUUUCCUCCACUGGGAAAUAAAAAAAACUACUACCCUUAGUAGUAAACAAAUAAUCAAUAAAUAUGAAAUGAGCACAGUAAUGACACUUAUGCAAUCGUAAGACAUUAAAUUAUUAAGAGAUAUAUUUUGCAGUCAGAAAGAUGUCUUUCCAACAACACAAUUAUUUAUUUUCUCUCUGGAAAUGGCUUUAAUUAUCCCUUCGUUCUGAAUUUUCUUUGAGGCUGAAUCCUAAUUAUGUACAUAAGCCCCAUAUAAAGAAUAUUCAGUGCCAAAAUGUGUUCAGUUUUGAACUUGGCCUCUUUAGACACUUUAGACAAUGUGCAUGUUUGUGCCAAAAUGGCAGAACAUUUGGUAGUCUUAUCUUCAUUUCACCAGAUAAGUGCAUCAGCCGUGUGCUUCAUUUGUUUCUUCAGAUGUUAUUUAGAGAUAACAGCCACCUCUAGCAUGUUGCAUCUCUGGUUUCUAUUCAUCCUGUUCCUAUAAGACACACACUGUAUGGGUUAUUCUUGCCACUAGUCCUGUUUUAUCCCAGGUUGUUUACAUACCUCUCUUGGUCUCUGACUUGCAUGCUGAAUAAUUUCCAAACCAGGUGUUGGACAUGAUAUUGUCGUCAUACUGUGGUUUGUGAAAUGCUUUGUAAUGGAUUGCCUUAACUGAAGAUUAAUAAAAUAUUGACAACUUUGGCAGAAUGCAA